UCCUCCUCUUCAUCACCCCAUUCUCUCACUUGACCCUUCUCAAUUGAGCUUGUUAAGCCCCUCAGAUUUGAUGGCCGACAUGGUGCCCGGUGGCUCUAGAAGAAUGUGGUGUUCGGUGCCAGAGCGGCUCCAGCUGCACUUGGCCAUGUUGGCCUUGCAAUUCGGCUACGCCGGGUUCCAUGUGGUGUCCAGAGCCGCCCUUAAUAUGGGCAUCAGCAAGAUCGUCUUCAUCGUUUACAGGAACAUCAUCGCCUUGCUGCUCCUCCUCCCUUUUGCUUAUUUUCUUGAAAAGAAAGAGAGGCCUGGGAUCACUCUUAAAUUCUUGGUGCAGUUCUUUCUCCUUGCCCUAGUCGGGAUAACGGCAAACCAAGGAUUCUACUUCUUGGGUUUGGACAACACUUCACCCACCUUUGCUUCAGCAAUCCAGAACUCUGUCCCAGCCAUUACAUUCCUCAUGGCUGCCCUACUCAGAAUAGAGCAAGUUCGGCUCGACCGGAAAGACGGCAUCGCAAAGGUCGUCGGGACCAUCUUCUGCGUCGCCGGAGCAUCAGUCAUCACCCUCUACAAGGGACCAGCCAUAUUCACUCCGGCGCCGCCUCUCCACGAACCCACAAAAUACGCAAGCAUGUUCCUCUCCUUGGGCAACGCGGAAGGCAAGAACUGGACCUUGGGCUGCAUCUUCUUGAUCGGACACUGCCUCUCCUGGUCUGGUUGGCUCGUGCUGCAGGCCCCAGUCCUCAAGAAAUACCCAGCUCGGCUCUCGGUCACAUCGUACACUUGCUUCUUCGGGCUCCUACAGUUCUUGAUCAUAGCUGCUUUCACGGAGAGAGACCCGCAUGCGUGGCUCAUUCACAGCGGUGGAGAGCUCUUCAGUGUCUUCUACGCGGGAGUGGUGGCAUCAGGGAUAGCUUUCGCAGUGCAGAUAUGGUGCAUUGACAAAGGCGGGCCAGUGUUCGUCGCCGUGUACCAACCUGUGCAGACGCUCGUUGUCGCGAUCAUGGCCUCAGUCGCUUUAGGGGAGGAGUUCUACUUGGGAGGGAUUAUCGGUGCGGUGCUUAUCAUAGCAGGUCUCUACCUGGUCCUGUGGGGUAAAAGCGCAGAGAGCAAAUUCGCAAAGCAAAAGGUGGCGAUCCAGUCCACUCAGGACCACGGGAACAACAGGACUGCCUGCCACAUCACGCCGUCCCUCGCUCAGCCACUGCUCGCACCGACGUCCGAUGAUGUUUGACCGGCGAGCAUCUUUGACUUUUGAGUUGGAUGAAAGGAAAUGUGGGCCCAUCUGUCAGGGAUCGGGAUUUCAUUUUUUUUUAUUUCAUUUUCUUUUUGGGUUUGUUUAUGUUCUGAACUAAAUUACAAUCCCUUCUUAGGCCUGAAAAGGAGCGAUUUUGAGGGGAUGAAAGUAUGAUGAUUAAGGUCAUUUAGCGUGGGAGACAUGUUGCCAUCUGCCCGUAUGCUUUUACAUGUUUUAAUUAUACAUGGGUUUUGAUUAAAUAAAAGGGAUUAUCUGCGAUAAUUGUGGA
Syzygium oleosum is the source of this 1520-nucleotide messenger RNA. RefSeq names its product protein WALLS ARE THIN 1-like. The transcript has 6 exons. The record is from RefSeq and is a predicted model, not a curated record. NCBI's taxonomy places the organism in Eukaryota, Viridiplantae, Streptophyta, Magnoliopsida, Myrtales, Myrtaceae. Gene Ontology annotation, molecular function: transmembrane transporter activity. Gene Ontology annotation, cellular component: plasma membrane. Bases 71 to 1228 code for a protein of 385 amino acids.